AGAACAGACCCCUGAACUACAAAUUUCCGCAUCAAGUUAUUUUUGUUGUUGUCAGCUGACUGAGCAAAUUACACAAUCAAAUAUAGUACUAACUACAAGAUAUAACAUCAUACUAUGGUUUAUUUCAUUAGUGAGUAUAAAUAAAUCAGAUUUCUCUUUUUAUUCCUCUGGAUCUCCAUCAGUGAAGGACGAAGACAGAGUUUAUUGAAGGACAGUGAGAAGAUGAGUGAUCCAGAACCCUGCAGAAUUAAACAGGAAGAGACUGAAGAACUAAUAGAUGUGAAGGUGAAGGAGGAGAGUGAAGAACUGAGUGAAGAUGAGGAGAAACAUCACGUCAAAACUCGCACAAAGCCCGAACAUGAUUUUUCAAUGGAAAGACCAGCCGUGAAAGGUUUCACCUGCACUCAGUGUGGAAAGAGUUUCACCUACCAGUCUGAUCUCAAGCUUCACAUGAGGAUCCACACUGGAGAGAAACCCCACAAGUGUUCACACUGCCAUAAGGUAUUCAGUCAUUCGGGAAACCUGAACGCACACAAAAUGAUCCACACUGGAGAGAAACCGUUCACAUGUGCUCAGUGUGGGAAGAGUUUCACGCGGCAGUCACAUUUAUCACAACACCAGAAGAUCCACACUGGGGUGAGGGAGUUCGUGUGCUUUGAGUGUGAGAAGACUUUCAUUUCUGCUGGAGACUUGAGACGGCACCAGAUGACUCACACUGGAGAGAAACUGUACGCGUGUUCACACUGCGACAAGAGGUUCGGACAGUUACAAAUACUGAAGAUACAUGCGAGGAUCCACACUGGAGAGAAACCGUACACCUGUACUCAGUGUGGGAAGAGCUUCACACAGUUAUCAAACCUUAAACGACACCUGCUGCUGCACACUGACGGGAAAACACACGAAUGUGAUCAGUGAGGCUAAACAUUUUGAAGAAGUCUUAUUCUUUUAGAGUUUAACACACAACAAAAUGUACCUUCUUGAAAACUCUACAUUAUUCACAAACAUUAGAUAUCACAGUUGAAUGUGUGUAUGUUAAUAAAUCCCAAUCAUUUGUAAAUAGGUAGGGCCACACAGAAUCUGCGCACGCAGAAAUCCACACAUAUUUUGUUCCAUCAUCGAGUCUGGAAAUUUAUAUUUAUUCAGCUUUUAUAUUAUUGACUAAUAUGAAAAUGUUCACAUGAUUUAUUUACAGUGCCGUUUGUAAAGUAACAUUGUCUUUUAGUAGAUGUUAUAUGCUUUGUUUACAAGAUAAGUGGAUUUAAUUGGAUUUGCAUUGUAAACAUUAAAUAAAAAAGGUGUUCUUAUUUUAUUUAAAUUAAGUUUUUAAUUACGAUACCCCCCAAAAUUAGUGGGGGUAUUGUAUAAUUUUAUACGAAUAUAGGUUUUAUUAAAAAUAUAUACCAUUUUUAUUUAUUUUGGUAAAAAACUUUUGUAUCUUGAUUGUAAUUACUUUAGGCAAAAAUCAACUUGUUAUGACUGACAGCCGUUAAACAUUACCAUGCUUUUUGAUUGUGUUAAAUGUUCAAGUGCCCAGUAAAAACUACUUCACCUCACACAUGA
Molecule: messenger RNA, 1560 nt
Organism: Danio rerio (zebrafish)
Lineage: Eukaryota; Metazoa; Chordata; Actinopteri; Cypriniformes; Danionidae
Source: RefSeq, a predicted model, not a curated record